UUGUUUACAGAGUGAAAGUGACAGGAGCCGGGGAGAGAGUGGGAAGCAGAACGCCGGCGCUUCUCUCAGCCACGUCCCUCUUCCCUUCCCUGUCCCACCAUGUCGGAGAAGCUCAGCGCCGACAGCCGGUGCGAACAGACGGGCGACGAGAAACAGGAUACACAGGAGAAGGAAGCAGUCAUCCCUGAGAGAGCAGAAGAAGCAAAACUAAAGGCCAAAUAUCCUAAUUUAGGACAGAAGCCAGGAGGGUCAGACUUCCUAAUGAAAAGACUGCAGAAAGGGCAAAAGUAUUUUGACUCGGGUGACUACAAUAUGGCCAAGGCAAAGAUGAAGAACAAGCAGUUGCCAACCACCGGGCCAGACAAUAACCUGGUCACAGGAGACCAUAUCCCGACACCACAAGAUCUUCCACCGAGAAAGUCAUCACUUGUAACCAGCAAGCUGGCAGGGCCUGAAAACCAUGUUGAUUCAAUGGCUGCAGCUUGUGGAAUGCAAGAUCACAACUGAUAAUGCAUGUCAAAUAUGGUCUUCGUGUGGCAUAGAAAAUACAGCAUUUCACCUGGAACACAAGAUUGAACUGCAUUUAUAAUCUUGAGGAAUAUUUUAUCAGAGAUGCAACAAUGUGGUGGGUUAAAAGGUGUUUCACUGGAACGAUAAUUUUAAGAUUUCAGCAUGCAGCUUGCUGUGCUGAAAGCAAACAUGAAUCUCUGUUUUAAGUCCAGAAUUUAAAGAUUUGGGUUUGUUUGUUUGUUUUUGGGGGACGGGGGAGGGAAUCUGUUUAAUCAGUUCAUUCUGUAGGAUACCAUAUCGAGGUCAAGAAAACCCAAUGAAAGGUAACACUUGAAACUCCACAAUUGAUGUAGCUUUGUCUACAUACAUUCUCUGCUAUGCCUUACUUUAGGGACUAAAAAUUACCAAGUAAUUCAUACAAAGGUCUGUUUCAGUUGACCAUGUUUUGCUGAUGAUGAUUUUAAAUGGAAAACAUGGUAUUGCUCUAGCUAAUCAGGGUAUUUCUAAAAGUCAUGUUUCAAAAAAGAAGUAAAAAGCCAAACCUGACAUAUCGUACAAAUCAACAUCCAUGUUUCGGAGGUUGUAAAGAACCAUUUUUUUUUCUUUUCAUAGAGACUGGUCAAUAAAAAGUCAAUUUCACCAGAGUGAAAAGGAGACGGGGUUUAGCGGGGAGUGGGAAAUUCCUUCUUUGUAAAUGUGUAAUUUCAUUCUUUAGUCUCAGUCUCCUCAUGCCUUAUGUCCAGGUUCGAAUCUGAGAAGGUUGGGGGGAAAAGCUACUGGUGUCUUGUAUAAUCUCCUCAAAUGUCUUGCUGUUUGUCCCAGCCACAUUGUAAAUAGAUAUGAAUCAUAUAUAUAUAAAUAUAUAUAAUUUUUUACAUCAUCUUCAUCUCUAUCUUCUAUUGUUCUAUGCUUUUUUCUUAAAAAAAACAAAAAAAACCAAAAAAACUGCUCUUGCACUACUGAGUACCUGUCAGCUGUUGGCUAAACCUUCAUGGUGGUGUUCUCAGUGAAAUCUGAUUGACAGGGAGAACAGAGAGGGGAAUGAACAUGUCGAACCAUUUCCCCCCGCUCCCUCCAGGAUUCAGGAAAUACCAAGUGUAUUUAUAUAGAAAGGAGGAAGAAAUUACCUUCAAAAUACUGAGUGAGAAACAUCAGGAGAGAUGAUUAUUUUAAAAAAUAAACUUGUCUCAAACACA
This is a messenger RNA of Malaclemys terrapin pileata, 1706 nucleotides long. RefSeq names its product endosulfine alpha (gene ENSA). Gene Ontology annotation, molecular function: protein phosphatase inhibitor activity. Gene Ontology annotation, cellular component: cytoplasm. The transcript is spliced from 4 exons. The record is from RefSeq and is a predicted model, not a curated record. Lineage: Eukaryota; Metazoa; Chordata; Testudines; Emydidae. Bases 100 to 507 code for a protein of 135 amino acids.